Molecule: messenger RNA, 945 nt
Organism: Fusarium sp. VM40
Lineage: Eukaryota; Fungi; Ascomycota; Sordariomycetes; Hypocreales; Nectriaceae
Source: the annotation of a GenBank genome assembly
AUGUCGCAGCUUGUAAGACCUAUACCAGCUCUCUACGCGGUCUACGUGCUCCGUUCAACUAAGCGCCAUGCAUCGAUAUACGUAGGCUCGACGCCUCAUCCCCCUAGGCGUCUGAACCAGCACAAUGGUGUGGCUCGUGGAGGUGCUGUCCGAACGGCAAAAGACUCGUUACGGCCUUGGGAGAUGAUCAUUGUAGUAACUGGGUUCCCAAGCUCUAUUGCGGCUCUUAAGUUUGAAUGGGCUUUGAACAACCCUCAUUUGACAACGCAUAUUUCAUCGGAGGAACGGAUAACUGCCAGAGCUCCUAGAAAAAAAGGCCAAAGAAAGCCCCGAAAGCCUAUUCACAGCCUCAAAUCUGUUGUUUCCAAUCUUCACUUGCUUCUCGGAGUCCCAGCUUUUGCACGCUGGCCACUUACCCUGAACUUCUUUGCCGAUGUGUCCAAGAAGGCUUGGGACAGCAGACUCAAAUCUAUCAACGCAACACCACGAGAGGGUAUCAAGAUCACCACAGAUUUUUCACCAGAAGGAGACUCCGCCGAACCCUGGGGUAUUCAUGCACUACCUCUUGAUUAUGCACUCCUAAAACCCUAUGUUGAGAAAGCACAGAACAUCGUUUCAUUCGAACGGGAGGAAGACUGUGUGCAUUGUCAUCAAGCAUUGGAGUCAGGCAAAGGACUACAGCCAAUGUGUCCUCACAACGGAUGUGAAGCCAUGGGUCAUAUCGACUGCUGGAGCAAACAUGCACUUCAAGGUGAAGAUAAGGGUGCACUGCUACCACUUUCAUGCACAUGUCCCAGCUGUGGUGGUAAAAUAAACUGGAGUGACAUGAUGAAGGAGUUGACUCUUCGUUUGAGAGGGCCAAAGGAGGUUGCAAAAUUAAUGAAAAAGCCACGUCGCACAAAGAAGAUGAUAGCGGCUGAAGCUCAGGCUGAAGAAGAUGUAUAA